UUUGAAAGAAAAUAAGGCUGAACUUUUCAUUUAUUGAAUUGGUUAGAGGAAAAUUUCAACUCUGACCGCUAGACGUAGGAAAAUUAAAUUUUCAGCAGUAACAACCCUGGAUAGCGAAAUAUGGCCGUGUGUACGAAGUGGUGCGAAUUUAAAUUCUAUACUCGACUUCUGAAAGGAACUUACCAAAAUUCAAGAACAGUUAGUUCUUCUGCUAGAGUAACUUCCUGUGCCCAUGGGGAACCUGAAAGGAAACAUAAGAAAUAUACGAAUACAGUAGCCUUACCACGGACUGAUUUUCCUCUGCGUUUGGAUUCUCGAAAGAGGAUAGAUCGAGAUAAUUACGUACACGAGAAAUGUGAAUUUUCUACUUUGUAUGAUUGGCAGAGAAAACAUGUGCAAGGACCAGAGUUUAUUCUGCAUGACGGCCCUCCAUUUGCCAAUGGAAAACCUCACAUAGGUCAUGCAAUAAAUAAGAUUUUGAAGGACAUCAUCAUUCGCCAAAAAUUGCUUCAGGGUUAUCAAAUCCAUUAUGUUCCUGGUUGGGACUGUCAUGGGCUGCCCAUUGAACUGAAAGCUUUGGUUGGGGAAACCAAUUUGUCAGCUGUCACCAUCCGAAAGAAAGCUGAACAGUUUGCUAGAGAAGCAAUUGCAGACCAAAAAGAAGCAUUUCGUUCAUGGGGUGUUAUGGCUGACUGGGAUAAAUGUUACUUCACAUUUGAUAAGCAGUACGUGAAGAACCUAUUGCGGCAGUUUCACAGACUGUAUGAAAUGGACUUAGUUUAUCGAGAUGUAAAGCCUGUAUUCUGGUCACCAUCUUCAAGGACGGCUCUUGCCGAGGCUGAGCUGGAAUAUAACCCUGCUCACUGCAGCAUGGCCAUUACAGUCCGGCUCCUGAUGCAGAGAGUCCCUGAUGCCAUUUGUUCUUUUAUCCCACCACACAUAGCUUCAGUGUUUGCUUUGAUUUGGACCACCACUCCAUGGACACUUCCCGUCAACCAGGCUGUUUGUUUUAACCCUGACCUGUCAUACAGCCUCGUGUCUAUUGAUGGUCACAGUGGAGAGAUGUAUAUUGUUGCUUCAGAAUUGGUGGAAAUGCUGCAACAGAAACUUUGUCGACGAGUUGAGAUUGUUACCACAUUUCCAGGCAGUAGCUUAGGAGGUGCUCGCUACAUUCAUCCCUGCAGAUCAGAACAAGUGCAACCAUUUCUGCCUGCUGCACACGUCACGACCACCAAGGGAACUGGAUUGGUGCACAGUGCCCCAGCCCAUGGCCCUGAAGACUACCUCGUGGCUCUUGAACAUUCCAUUCGUAUUGAAUGUUUUGUGGAUGAGGCUGGCUGUUACACAGAAGAUGCGGGCCCUGCUCUGCAAGGACUGUCUGUCUUAUCCGAAGGGAACGAAGCAGUGAUGACUCUCAUGUCUGAGAAUAUUCUUCACUCGGAGCAGCUGGUGCACAGUUACCCAUAUGAUUGGCGCACCAAGCAACCUGUCAUUCUGCGUGCCUGCUGCCAAUGGUUUAUUGACACCAAUGCAAUCAAACAGAAGGCCAUUGAAGCUUUGAAAACAGUUAAGAUCUUUCCUGAGCAUGGUGGCAGUGCAAAGAGUGGAGGUGGAUUAUUAGCACAGCUUGAACGACGGCCGUACUGGUGCAUCUCUCGCCAGAGGGUAUGGGGUGUCCCUUUACCAGUGUUCUACCACAAGACUUCUGGAACCCCCAUCCUCACAGAAUCCUUAAUUAAUCAUCUAUGUUAUUUGCUGGAUGAGCAUGGUAGAGAUUUCUGGUGGACUCUGCCCUUGGACAGACUUGUGCCAGAGGAAGUGCUAUCAGAACAUGCAGUUUCACUAGAUGAACUGGAGAAGGGGCAAGACAUCCUGGACAUCUGGUUCGACAGUGGUUUCUCAUGGUCAUCUGUUCUGAAUGGGCAGAAGGUUGCUGACCUUUAUCUAGAGGGUCUCGACCAGUUCAACGGAUGGUUUCAGUCAUCUCUUAUGACCUCUGUGGCUCUUCGGGGGCAGGCUCCUUACAGAGCAGUGUUUGUUCAUGGCUUUGCUGUUGAUGCAGAAGGUCGCAAGAUGUCCAAGUCCCAAGGAAAUGUGGUGGACCCUCUGGACAUUACCCAUGGAGGACAAGACAAGAAGAGUGAACCUGCUUAUGGUAUUGACACACUAAGGUGGUGGGUGGCCUGUCAUGCAACAGAGCACUCAAACAUACCUGUCAGUCGGAAUGUACUGGAGGCCAGUGCUGAGGCAGUUCACAAGAUUCGCAUUGUUCUGCGCUUCCUGCUGGGGACACUCCAUGACUUACCCUCUGAUGUUGACGUUAAUAGUGAGGAGAAUUUAUAUAUUCUCGACCGCUACCUUCUGCACCUGUUGCUCGAUUUCAAUCAGAAUGUGAGCCAAUGUUAUGAGAAUUACCAGAUCAAACGAGUCUGUACCAUGCUGAUCAACUUCAUCACAAAUGAGGUGUCUGCACUUUACUGCCAUCUGACAAAGGAUAGGUUAUACUGUGCAGCAGUUAAUGCCCCAGAGCGACGGGCAUGCCAGCUGGUGAUGAAUCACAUCCUGGAAACCUUAACUAGAACAGUUGCACCUGUGUUGCCACAUCUUGCAGAAGAAGUGUACUUAUAUCAUCCUUGUAAAGCAGGUGUGCGCCUAUUUAAGUCAGGAGUGGUGAAACCAUCACCUAAGUGGUACCAGCCCGAGGUGGAGGACAUAAUGAAUUUGGCUCUAGAGGUGAAACAGACACUGAACAAAAUGUCUCCUGUCACAAACACUCAGCAGUUGGCAGCGACUGUGUUCUCAUCAGGAGAGACCCUUACUCUGUUGAAGAUGCUUCAAGAGGAAGUGCAGACAUGCUGGAGCCAGCUGACAGAAAUCCUACAAGUGUCCUCUGUUACACUGGUGGAGAGCGGGAGUCAUCUGAAGUUUAAUGUGGAGCUGGCAGAAACUUCACGGCAUCUUUGUGGCAGAUGUCGUCGCUUCACUGCGCACAGUGCCAAUGAACCUUGUGAUCGUUGUCAGCAGGUCUUGGACAAGUUACGAGUGACAAUUUGAAAAAUAUUCCUGAGACAUACUGCCAGCAGUGCUUGUCUCCGACACCUGUGGGACCUAUGCCUCACACCAGAACGUGCGGAACAUUGCUGGGUACACCACAUGCGCUGUUCUGGGCUAUGGCCUGGUCACAAUUCCUUGCCACCAACCUGUGAUGCAGGAAUACAUAUUGGUUCUGCUGCUUGGACCUGCAACAGCUACUUCAAGUACAACAGUGAAUGCAGUGACAUACAGAAUCCUAUCUCAUGUAUACAGAUGUCAUUCCUACAGCCUUGAUAGGGAUAGGUCUGCCUGUAUAGACGUUGUUCUAUGAAUAUGAAGACAGUAAACCCAUUGUGUCUGCACCCUCGCUGGACUUACUUGGACUUCUAAGAGACUUGGAGAAACCCACAACCCUGAUUCUUCCAUUGUGUCUUGUAUAUUAAUUUCUGGGCGAAUAAAAGGUCUAUGAUCUGAACAGAUAUCAUGCUGCAAGUAGUUACGUGUUAAAAUUAACCGAGGUCUUGGCCUCAUGAUCUGGUUGGUCCUGUCUGGACAGUUUGGCUGAUCCCUUCUCUCAAAGUGCACUGGCUUCCUAAACAGUCUUGCCAGACUAAAAGGGAAAGGGUACAGUGAGAUCAAGGCCAGGUAGGGCAGGGAACCACCAAGGUCACACACACACACAUUAAAUCUGCACCAUGGUUCUUUUGACUUGCCAUUUUCUUGGUAAUUAAAGGGUUGAAAUACAAAUAACCCCUAGAUAGACAUGAAACAUUGUAUAAAAGAGUCAUGUUGUGUUUCAUACUAAUAAUAUGUAUGAUAGGUGAUCUACUAUGUAUAUAAUUCAACUAAUUACAAAUGUUACUUAAUUAUAAUGACAAGUUUCAAUGGGUCACCAUCAUCAGAUGACCUUACAUUACUUAUAGUCUAACUGCUGUUUUUGUUGUAUAUUGGCAACUGUUUAGAAGUGUUUUAGAGUUAUGUAAACUAAAUUCUUGGUAAUAUUGCUGUUGAACUAUAGUUUAGCAAAGAUGUUACAGCUGAUUUGUCCUAGUUCAUUGUUAAAAUUCUGUGAAAUGUUUUGAGAUAUUUUGUUGAAUUUAUAUUAUAAGAAUUAAAGUCAUUAUACUCGUAUUAUUUAUUUAUUUAUUUAUUUCGUCUCUAUA
Cryptotermes secundus is the source of this 4196-nucleotide messenger RNA. RefSeq names its product isoleucine--tRNA ligase, mitochondrial (gene IleRS-m). Gene Ontology annotation, cellular component: cytosol. The transcript is spliced from 18 exons. Lineage: Eukaryota; Metazoa; Arthropoda; Insecta; Blattodea; Kalotermitidae. Bases 121 to 3054 code for a protein of 977 amino acids. Gene Ontology annotation, molecular function: ATP binding; isoleucine-tRNA ligase activity; tRNA binding. Gene Ontology annotation, biological process: isoleucyl-tRNA aminoacylation. The record is from RefSeq and is a predicted model, not a curated record.